Molecule: messenger RNA, 1336 nt
Organism: Aedes aegypti (yellow fever mosquito)
Lineage: Eukaryota; Metazoa; Arthropoda; Insecta; Diptera; Culicidae
Exons: 3
Coding region: 148-1278 (376 amino acids)
Source: RefSeq, a predicted model, not a curated record
UAUCAUAAAGGCAAAAAAUUGUUUGAUGAUCCCGAUGAUCCAUUGAAUGGACAAAUUUUAAACGAUUUGUAAAUAGCAGUUUUAAAAUACAGUAACAAUUAUUGUGCAUCAUAUUUCGUGUUAUUAAUUGAUUCCUAGUGUAGUGAUAUGCAUUUCGAAGAAGUUAUAUGCACCACCGAAAGUCCAGAACAGCUGGGGCAUGCAUACAUGGAAGUGGAUGAAGAAUCCGCACUUUGCUCCAAUAGGGGCUCUCCAACUGAAAAGCUUAGUCCAGAACUCAGUGAUGAACAGCCACUCAGAAGAAAAAUUCCCAUAAUUCGGAAACCAGGGGAAGUUGUUACCCCGGUUCCAAUACAACUUGGUCAUAAUCCGAAUGCAAAUCCGCUGAGCAACGUGCAAGUAUCCCCUUUAUCAUCGUCUAGUUAUCAAAUAUCAACUCCGCGAUCAAUCAUAAAGGCACGCAUGAAACCCGAAUGGAAUAAAAUCGAAGCUCCCUGUAAAACAUUGUCACAGACAUCAAACCGGAGAGCAAGGAACCAAACUCUGCUAAGAACUAAGCCUAUAGAAAGCAUUACCUUAACUGAAAAUAUGUCGGAAAGCGUGCCUACCUUACAGAACCCGCCACAAACGCAAAUGGAUCGCAUAGAGCAGAAAAUGGACGAAAUAUUGAACAGGCUCGAGCGACACGAAGCCACGUUUCAACAAAUGCAAAGCGAUAUUACAGAGCUUAGGGCCGAAUUGAAGACGUCGGUCAUGAACCUUAGCGAUCAUUAUGGAAAACAGGUGGUAGGCUCAAAUACGCCUGCGAAACGGAAACGUAUCGUGGUAUUCCCAGUAGCAGAUGAUGAGUAUUUUCUUCAACUUGAAAAGCUUGUCGAAACAGAUGAAGAAGUUCAAGACGAUUUGGCAGCUCUUUACAGGACAGCGCCGACCAAAAGUGCGUACGAUUUUAUGCGCCACAACGUCAAUUCCCUGUUCAAGAAUUGCUCAAAAUACACCUGGACGGGUAAACCUUCCAAUUCAAACCCCAAUUCACUGCCCUGCAACUCGGCAUACAACCUUGCGCUGGUGGCCCAUUUACUCAGCUGUGCAUCUGAAGUUUUCCCUUUCGUCAGUAGAGAUAGUAUUUCCAAAGAUUUCCGACGCGCUCUGGACAAUUUUAACGAUGUGAUGAAGCGGAAGAAGCAAGCAGAGAAAUUACAGUUAAGCAAUGUUACUUUAGAGGUCAAAACGACAACUGAUGACGAAUGCAGGGCUGGUAGUGAUUUGGGGUCUUGAAAAGAGGCCUCUGGCCAGAAAAAGACCAAUCAGGAAUAAAAACGAUACUAAACAGAAA